Aureobasidium uvarum is the source of this 489-nucleotide messenger RNA. The record is from the annotation of a GenBank genome assembly. NCBI's taxonomy places the organism in Eukaryota, Fungi, Ascomycota, Dothideomycetes, Dothideales, Saccotheciaceae.
AUGUCGCAUCUUACAGGCGACCCGAAACGACAUGAUCUGUCUUCCUUCAAGGACUCUAUAACAGGCAGCUGCCUAUGCGGAAGCAUUACAGUAACAAUCAACGACAACCUCUUCACAGAACCACGCGGCCACUUCUGCCAUUGCGAAAACUGUCGAAAAGCGACCGGCUCUGUAGUAGCCACAAAUCUCAACAUCGAAGAGGAAAAAGUCGAUAUCAAGGACAGAGAUGGCACGCUCAAGCUCUAUGCAGAUAAAGCUACCAAAAGCGGUAACCCGAUAUAUCGAUAUUUUUGCGCUGUGGAUGGAAAUCCUAUAUUCUCCAAAGUCGAUUUCAUGCCUGGCGAGGUCACUAUUUCAAUGGGCUGCAUGCCAGUAAUCCCCAAACCAGAGAUGGCAAGCUUUGCUGCGCACAGGCAUCCUUGGUUUGUGGAACCUGACGGCAUAAAAGCGUACAGGACUAUUCGUGGUGAAGAGACGAUGGAUGAAUAG